UGUUGCUACAGGCAGCACUCAGCGUUGUUUUGUAGCGUAACAACACAAUCAGACUUUACUUUCAAAUCGGAUCUAGAAAAUCUGCUACAUAAAACCCUGAGCUCUAAAACAAAUGUGAUGAUUUAUGAAAGUGAGUUUGUAUAUUAUAAAGACUGAUCGCUUGUUGAAUACACAGUUCGGUUGUGUUGCUGGAUUGUUUUUUCAGCUAACUAGCAUGUGCUGGAUUUCUUCUGUGCUGGAUCUGGGCUCACCCCUGUUGGAAGAAAGGGAACCAUCAGUGAAACAGAUUACCAUGUUUGACUUUGGUCUAAGUCACGGAUAAUAACCCCGAUCAGCCUUUUUCUGCACUGAUUUAACCUGAUUGAUCAAGAUGCUCGUAAUGGACUUGAUGGCAUGUUCAAUCUGAGGUCACGUGUUAUGAUCUUGGACAUCAUGGCAGAGAGGUAUCCUCUAGCAGAGAAAGCCAUGUCGGAUGGUUUUGCUCGGCUUAGAUACAGAGACACAUCUUUGUUAAUCUGGCAGCAACAGCAGCUGGAACUGGAGAAGAAUCCCACCAACUACCUGAACCGCAGCAGGAGCGCCAGAUACAGUCAGUACGGGAACCAGACUGUGAUAGUGCGGGACAGAACUUCUAUCAGACAGACUGAAUCCGGAUCCAAGAUCUGUUCUCUGAUGUAACACUGUUCAGUGGCGGCUCCUGCCAAAUCUCUCAGGGGCGGCAAUUGUUGCGAUAAUGGCCAAGGUGACCCGUUCAAUGGGUAAAUUAAAGCUUAAAUAAUUAA
Trichomycterus rosablanca is the source of this 782-nucleotide messenger RNA. RefSeq lists its product as uncharacterized. The transcript has a single exon. Lineage: Eukaryota; Metazoa; Chordata; Actinopteri; Siluriformes; Trichomycteridae. The record is from RefSeq and is a predicted model, not a curated record. The coding region runs from base 394 to 678 and encodes 94 amino acids.